Messenger RNA from Brassica napus (rape), 1116 nucleotides. RefSeq lists its product as uncharacterized. Bases 1 to 1116 code for a protein of 371 amino acids. The record is from RefSeq and is a predicted model, not a curated record. Lineage: Eukaryota; Viridiplantae; Streptophyta; Magnoliopsida; Brassicales; Brassicaceae. The transcript has a single exon.
AUGCAUAUCUAUGCCUCUUGUGGAGUGUGGAAAUUUGAUCCCUGUAAAGGAUGGGGAUUUGCUUUUGAUAAGGAAAAAGGAGGUAGAGUACUGGCUGUGGAAUUGACAAGUUCCUUUGAAGAUCUAAGGACUACGACUUUUGAGGAUUUUGGAAUUGACCAAAACGAUGUCGAGCUUGAGUUAAGCUACUUACCUAUGGAGUUAAUCAGUACGAUAGACUGUCCCCCAGUUAUCAUUGGGAAGGAUCGGCAAGUCAAGAAUUUUCUUACAUAUGUACGUGGAAAAGCUUCUACAAAGUUGUGUGUGUCUAUUUCACCUGCCAAUGGAAAUAGCGACAACAUUGAGCUUGAUGGGGAGCAAUCUAAAUCGCCUUUCAGAGAGCUAGGUGAGCCUUCCUCGUUUUCACCACGAGAUGGCAUUGCUAGUUCAUCUGAAUCGAGGAAGGAUGUUGAAGACGAAUGUAACUCGAAUGCCUCGGAAGAAGAUAAAGAUGUUGACUUAUGUGGAAAAGAAGACGAUAGGGGAAAAAGUGUUCGGUUCUCUUUGAAGGAUGUUGUGAAGAGGGGUGAAACGUUUCAAAACAAAUCAAAGUUGAAAGCAGCAUUGGAAAUGUCAGCAAUGAAGAAUAACUUCGAUUACAAAGUGGUGAAUUCAGAUAGAAAACUUUGGUACAUCCGAUGUGUGGACAACAAGUGUAAGUGGAGUGUUCGUUCUGAGGGGUUAUCGGGAUCCACAUAUUUCAUCAUCAAAAAUUAUGUGGCGGAUCAUACAUGUGCUGCGUCAAAUAUGAAUAAUGGUUGUCAGACAGCUUCUGCAAAAACUAUUGGGAGUCUAAUAAUGCAUAGGUAUGAUGGUGUCAAAGAAGGUCCCAAAGCUAAUGAUAUCAUACAUAUUAUGAGAAUGGAACAUGGAUGUGAGAUAUCUAAAUCAUUAGCGUGGGAUGCUCGUGAGUAUGCAAUUAGUCUGGUUAUAGGCAUUCCCGAGCAGAGUUUUGACAAAAUUCUGAAAUACUUGCACAUGCUGAAAGAAGCUAAUCCUGGAACACACACCUUUUACGAAACCGAUGUUGAUGGUAAAUUCAGAUUUCUCUUCGUUUCGUUUGGGCAAUCAGUAUGA